AUGGUCAGAAAACUCAAGCAUCAUGAGCAGAAGUUGCUCAAAAAGGUCGAUUUCCUCAACUGGAAACUGGACCAAGGCCACAGAGACACCACAGUCAUGGCCACCUACGGCAUCACCAACAGAGAAGACUACCACAAAUAUAAUAAGAUCUGUGGUGACAUCAGAAAAGUAGCACAUAAGCUUUCUUUGCUACAACCGAACGAUCCUUAUAGAAUCAAGCAUGAACAGCUUUUGCUCGAGAAGUUGUAUAAUAUGGGCAUUUUGACUACCAAGUCGAAGAUUUCAGACCUAGAAAACAAGAUCACUGUGAGUGCUUUUUGCAGAAGACGUAUUGGUGUUGUCAUGUGUCGUCUUCGAAUGGCACAGAAUAUGAAGGACGCUAACCUUUUUGUUGAACAGGGACACGUCAGAGUGGGUCCUAAUGUUAUUACAGAUCCAGCUUACCUUGUUACCAGAAACUUGGAGGACUACCUUACCUGGGUCGACAGCUCCAAGAUCAAGAAGAACUUGCUCAAGUACAAGAACAAGAUUGAUGACUACGAUUUGGCCUAA
Candidozyma haemuli is the source of this 552-nucleotide messenger RNA. Its product is annotated as snoRNA-binding rRNA-processing protein. Bases 1 to 552 code for a protein of 183 amino acids. NCBI's taxonomy places the organism in Eukaryota, Fungi, Ascomycota, Pichiomycetes, Serinales, Metschnikowiaceae. Gene Ontology annotation, cellular component: small ribosomal subunit; Mpp10 complex; small-subunit processome. The record is from RefSeq and is a predicted model, not a curated record. The transcript has a single exon. Gene Ontology annotation, molecular function: rRNA binding; snoRNA binding; structural constituent of ribosome. Gene Ontology annotation, biological process: rRNA processing.